UGGAGUCGUCUAGUGACAAGCCAUCAAGAUGGCGGUCCGACUAUGCAGUGCCAACUAUCCUCUAUACGCGGUCACCCUGCUGGACGACUCGCACAUUCUGGUGGCAGGAGGUGGCGGUGCGGCCAGGACAGGUGUCGAGAAUGCCAUGGAAAUCUUUGAGCUCCAGGGUGAGGGGAAGAACUGUGUCGCCACCAGCAUCCACAAACACAGCACCGACCCCAGGGCUGUCAUGAGCCUCGCAGCAAGGUCUGAUGGGAAGGGGCACCUGGUGGCUGCUGGGAUGGAUGGAAAAUGUCAGCUCUUCAGAAUAACAAAAAGCAAUGUGGCAUCUGAUGAGGGGGAGCAAGAUGCAGAUAAAGAAGCAAGUAGAGUUAAUCAAGCAGGCAAGAGGGGUAAGAAGACAGGAGAGAGAGAGGGUGGGAAGAGAGGAAGGAGAAAACGUGGAAAGAAAACCAAAUCUGCCGAAAAUGAAGCCAACUUGAGAAAGAGAAAAGGGUCGACAGGACCGAAGGCAGAGAAGUCUUUAGAGGGGACAGAACAUACAAGUAGUGAUUACAAGGUGGAGUCACUGGCCUGCGUUGAUACUGACUUCCACAAGGAGGAGCCGUUUCAGAAAGUGGUGCGGUUCAGUAGGGAUGGGGACAUCAUUGCCACAGGGGGAGCAGAUGGGCAUGUUAGGGUAUGGAAGAUCCCCAAGCUUGAGAAGAAACUGGAUAUCAAAGCCCACCUGGAUGAGAUUGAUGACCUGGAUAUCAGUCCAUCAGGGAACAAGAUAGUGUCUGUGUCUCGAGACCACCAUGCCUAUGUGUGGAAGGUAGAGAGUGGUAAGAGGGAGGCAGAACUACACUGGGAUAAAAAGGUACCAGACAAGAGCUACAGAAUAAAGGCUGUCAGGUUUGGCACAUCCCAGGAGAAGAAGUCGACAGUACAGCUGUACACGAUGCACAUCCCAGCACGGCGAGAGAGGAAGCCUCUACCCUGUUACCUCACCAAGUGGGACGCCAUGAAGUUUGUUCCAGAAAAAACCCGGUCCACAGGCACUGAUGUACUGUCUUCUCUAGCUGUCAGUGAUGAUGGAGUAUUUCUUGGGGUGGGAACCAACUCAGGUGAUACCAUGAUAUACGUGUCCUGGAGUUUACAGAAAGUCCACCGGGUGAGUGAGGCCCAUGGCAUCUUCGUGACAGGUCUGUCUUUCCUGAAGAACAAUGCCGUAACAGCAGAACUGACCAAAGGGGCGGAGACUGCCCUGGUCAGUGUGUCAGCUGACCACCAUGUUAACCUGACGCCACUGCGACCUAGAUUUAUGAUCAGUGUAUGGUUUGCAGUGAUUGGUUUCCUGGUGCUGAUAGUGGUGAUCAUGGUGUACCUGGGACAACAGGGACUCAUGUAGGGAACUACUCAAAUGAUGUAGGAAAGCAGAGGCUUUUUUAAAUGAUAAGUCAUAGUUGCAAUGGUCUUAAUAGUCAAAAGUAAUUCUUUGUAUUUCUCACAAAAUUUACUAAGUAAAGGCACCACCAUUUUCUGAAUUGCUAAGUCCAAAGCUUUCAUCUACACUGACUUAAUUCAUAUGAAUCAUCACAAACAUAUCUUCAUGUACUUCUGCUGCUUGUAACAAUUUGAAAACUAGCUUAGCCUGUCUAUUUUAGAUAAGACUUGGAUUUUUAGUUGAGACAAACACCAGUACCUGUGCACAGUUGGAAGGAGGCAGGAAGCUACAGAAUUUGUGAUGUCAGCUACAUGUACCUCUGAAUACAUGUAGUUACGUGUAUGUGUAGACUUACAAGACCAUCCUUUGGAACAAGUCCAUCCUUUUUAAUAGUGCUUGAGAAUAUGUGAAAUUUAGCAAUAAUAUAUGUGCUACACAAUCAUGUGAAGUCAUAUUGCAGGAUGGCACUUGGAUUGACAUU
This is a messenger RNA of Branchiostoma belcheri (Belcher's lancelet), 1907 nucleotides long. RefSeq names its product prolactin regulatory element-binding protein-like. The coding region runs from base 29 to 1390 and encodes 453 amino acids. NCBI's taxonomy places the organism in Eukaryota, Metazoa, Chordata, Leptocardii, Amphioxiformes, Branchiostomatidae. The record is from RefSeq and is a predicted model, not a curated record. Gene Ontology annotation, cellular component: endoplasmic reticulum membrane. Gene Ontology annotation, molecular function: protein binding; GTPase activator activity; guanyl-nucleotide exchange factor activity. The transcript has 10 exons. Gene Ontology annotation, biological process: protein secretion.